Molecule: messenger RNA, 2197 nt
Organism: Hylaeus anthracinus
Lineage: Eukaryota; Metazoa; Arthropoda; Insecta; Hymenoptera; Colletidae
Gene: black
Product: cysteine sulfinic acid decarboxylase
Exons: 5
Coding region: 392-2092 (566 amino acids)
Biological process (GO): carboxylic acid metabolic process
Cellular component (GO): cytoplasm
Molecular function (GO): carboxy-lyase activity; pyridoxal phosphate binding
Source: RefSeq, a predicted model, not a curated record
CUCCAUGGCCAUUGCCUCCAGGUUACUAUCCUAGCACUGGUGCUACUAAUACUUCUAAUUAUGUACCAUCUUACGGGUCAACACAGUCAACUACUGUCAUUGUGCCUGAGAUCAUUUUAGUUGGUGGAUGUCCUGCUUGUAGACCAUAGACAGUUUCUAUAAGGAUGUCUGCUCACUCCAAAUGAAAGUGGAAUUCUUCACCUCCACCUGCCACAGGAAUUUCCCAAUUCAUCAAGGUUUUAUCCUGUUCCGUUAUAGAGACGUAAAAAAAAAAGCGGGAAAGGAAAACCAGUCGCUUUUGUGAAUAAACGCGCCGAAGGUAGCUAAUGCGUAACUAUCUUGUCCUUGGUCAGUGCACAAUUAAUACAUAUAAAGGAAGCUACGAGCACUCAUGGCACAGAUCAAAGGGAACCUCGAUGCUCGAAACAUGCCGGCGAACGAGGAAACUUCCAGUGAGAUGAAUCAGGCGGUACCGCGAGUAACAGUAAACUUAGAGAAGUCCUCGGGGAAUCCCGUGACGUUCAAUGGACUUCCGAACAGUUUUCCUCAAUCAAUGAAUGAGAAUGAAAAUGUCUGCUCAGAUGAUUGUCAAGACCCUGUCUUUGCUGAGGAUAUUAAAGAAGAUUGCUGCUACAAGAGCUUGCCUGUUCGAAGACUCCAUGAGAAGUUCAUGAGGAAUUUCGUUGACCUUCUUCUGGAAGAUGCAAUUUUUAAGGGAAUCUCGAGGAAGAAUCGAGUGGUGGAGUGGAUGGAGCCUAAGGAGCUUCAUUCAGCCAUUGAUCUGACACUCUCUGAUCAAGGAGUCUCUCACGAGAAAUUGCUUUCUCUGGCUCGCAACGUGAUCAAGUAUAGCGUAAAAACGGGUCAUCCCCGGUUCGUCAACCAGCUGUACUCCAGCGUGGAUCCUUAUGGUCUCCUAGGACAAUGGAUGACUGAUGCUUUAAACCCCUCCGUGUAUACCUAUGAGGUCUCUCCAGUGUUCUCCUUGAUGGAGGAAGAACUGUUGAGAGAGAUGAGAAAGAUACUCGGUUGGGAAGAUGGCAGAGGCGAUGGCAUAUUCUGUCCGGGUGGUUCAAUCGCUAAUGGAUACGCGAUCAAUCUGGCGCGUCACUAUAGAUUCCCCCAUCUAAAGGAGUCAGGUCUUUCCGCCACUGGCAGACUAACAGUUUUCACCUCCCAAGACGCUCACUACUCAAUAAAGAAACUCAGUGCGUUUCUGGGAAUAGGAACUAGCAACGUCUAUGAGGUUAAAACGGACCGCAGAGGGAAAAUGUGCGUUGCAGACCUGGAGACUCAGAUCAACAGAGCCAUCAGCGAAGGUGCGACUCCACUGAUGGUAUCUGCCACGGCAGGAACAACAGUCUUAGGCGCGUAUGAUCCCCUGAGGGACAUAGCAUCCAUCUGUAAGAAGUACAACUUGUGGUUUCACGUCGAUGCUGCUUGGGGAGGGGGAGCAUUGAUAUCUGCAAGACACAGACACCUUUUAGAUGGUGUGGACCUGGCAGACUCUAUUACUUGGAACCCUCACAAACUCCUUGCGGCGCCACAACAGUGUUCAACGUUGCUGGUACGCCAUGAAGGUCUUCUACAGUCGGCACACAGUUCAAACGCCAGCUACUUGUUCCAGCCAGAUAAGUUUUACGACACCUCCUUCGACAGCGGCGACAAACACGUCCAGUGCGGUCGUAGAGCAGACGUAUUGAAGUUCUGGUUUAUGUGGAAGGCCAAGGGCACUCUAGGUUUAGAGAAACAUGUGGACCGUGUCUUCCAGCUAUCCCGGUACUUCACAGAGUACGUGAGACGCAGGAAAGGCUUUCAAUUGCUACUGGAGCCAGAGUGCACAAACGUUUGCUUUUGGUACACGCCUCCCUCGAAGCACCACCUGGAAGGUGAAGAUCGAUUCAAAAUGCUUCAAAAGAUUGCGCCUACCAUAAAGGAACGCAUGGUGAGGAAUGGUUCCAUGCUGAUCACUUACCAACCGCUCAGGGAGCUGCCCAACUUCUUCAGACUUGUUCUGCAGAAUUCUGGAUUGACUGAAACUGAUAUGAGGUUUUUUGCUGAAGAGAUAGAGAGGCUAGCCAAUGAUUUGUAGAACUGUGCAGGGUGGUGAUGUACAGGUUGGCUGUUUGCAAAUAAGAUGUAGAUGUUAGAAUUAUUUAUAAGUAACGACUAUGUGAAAUUAAAUAUAUAAAUACGU